Puntigrus tetrazona (Sumatra barb) is the source of this 1794-nucleotide messenger RNA. RefSeq names its product pyridoxal (pyridoxine, vitamin B6) phosphatase. Gene Ontology annotation, molecular function: phosphatase activity. Gene Ontology annotation, cellular component: cytoplasm. The record is from RefSeq and is a predicted model, not a curated record. Bases 392 to 1312 code for a protein of 306 amino acids. The transcript is spliced from 3 exons. Lineage: Eukaryota; Metazoa; Chordata; Actinopteri; Cypriniformes; Cyprinidae.
CUUUAUAACCAUAAAUAAACACUAAACUACUGAUUAGACCGAUCACACCUGACCAAUUAGAGAUCACCUCUGUCCACUAAGCCACGCCCACUUGUGUUUCCUAUUACUCAUGUCCUAUGUGAAAUGUUGCUAUAAUAAUCGAUCACAGAGCGUUGCGCCUGCGCGCCUUCUGAUUGGAGGACGCAGAGGAGAAGGCGUGCCCUCCGCGCAAUCCAAACAUGCGAUUGGUUCGCUUUUAGUCCCGCCUCCAUCAGCAGCGGCGAUGGACGCGCUGGUGAGACGCUACACUGCGUCGCGUUCGUAACCGUCAACGUACGGGAUCCUCCGCGCGUUUGAUUAAAACAAACGCAGUUCGUCGCUUGUUUCCAUCAUAGGAUCUCGAGCCAGCAGGAUGGCAGGCGGCGGCGGGGGCUGCGUGACGCUCCGCGGCGCUCAGAUCCGGGACCUGCUGGACGCCAAACACAACGUGCUGUUCGACUGCGACGGCGUCAUCUGGAACGGGGAGACGGCCGUCACCGGGGCUCCGGAGGUGGUCAGCCUGCUCAAGCAGCGCGGCAAACGCGUCUUCUUCGUCACCAACAAUUGCACCAGGCCGCGGGAGAACUACGUGCAGAAGUUCGGCCGCCUCGGCUUCGCGGACGUCGCGGAGGAGGAGAUCUUCAGCUCGGCGUACUGCUCCGCCGCGUACCUGCGCGACGUGGCCCGGCUGCGCGGGAAGGUGUACGUGAUCGGCUGCGGCGGGGUGAUGAAGGAGCUGCGGGACGCCGGGGUGCCGGUGGCGGAGGAGGAGGACGCGGAGCCCGGCGCGAGCAUCUACACCUGCCCGCUGGACCCGGAUGUGAAGGCGGUGCUGGUGGGGUACGACGAGAACUUCACCUUCAUGAAGCUCGCCAAAGCCUGCUGCUACCUGAGGAACUCUGAGUGCCUGUUCCUGGCCACCGACCCGGACCCCUGGCACCCGCUGAGAGGAGGAAGGGUCACCCCGGGGUCCGGGAGCCUGACGGCGGCUCUGGAGACGGCCAGCAGCAGGAAGGCCACGGUCAUCGGGAAGCCCAGCCGCUUCAUGUUCGACUGCAUCGCCAGCCAGUUCGGCGUGGACCCGGCGCGCUCGCUGAUGAUCGGGGACCGGCUGGAGACGGACGUUCUGUUCGGCAGUAACUGCGGCCUGACCACGGUGCUGACGCUGACGGGAGUCUCCACGCUGCAGGAGGCGCUGGCGUACAGAGACAGCCAGGAGCCGCAGCAGAAGCACUGCUCGCCCGAUUACGUGCUGGAGUCCGUGGCCGAUCUCCUGCAGGCGCUGGACGACUGAACAAACCAGCACACACUCACACAGGGACGGAUGCUGUCGAGCUCCAGAAAGACAAGCCGUCUUUGAGAAGCAGUCGUGCAUGAGAUGAGCUCUGUAUGACUGCGGGAGGCGUUUUGUCUCGUUUGGAUCUUAAUGACGCUCAUCCUGAUCUCCUUGUGUGAAUAUUCUGCUCUUGUGCUGCGUAGAAAAAAGAAAGGCGUCCGGUUUUAGAGGGAGAGAAAUUUUAACGUUCGAAUAUUUAAGGCGAUUUUCUUUUUCUUUUCUUUUUUACUGUUCCCCUAAUUUUUUCCAUUUAAAUUAAUUUUGAAUAACAUUUUAGGCGCAAAUAAGUCAAUAAUUGUCCGGGUGUGUUUUUGUCAAUGUAAAAAAUAAAUACAUUUUUUGAAAGGUAAUAAAUUAACAGGAUUUUAUUGUAUAUAAUUAUAUAUUAAUUGGUCUGUGUGUUUUAUUAUUAAAAUGUAAUAAAAAUACAGUCCUCAAAU